Messenger RNA from Penicillium malachiteum, 3249 nucleotides. RefSeq names its product putative sensor histidine kinase/response regulator TcsB/Sln1 (gene tcsB). The record is from RefSeq and is a predicted model, not a curated record. Lineage: Eukaryota; Fungi; Ascomycota; Eurotiomycetes; Eurotiales; Aspergillaceae. Bases 1 to 3249 code for a protein of 1082 amino acids. Gene Ontology annotation, molecular function: phosphorelay sensor kinase activity; histidine phosphotransfer kinase activity. Gene Ontology annotation, biological process: phosphorelay signal transduction system; protein autophosphorylation. The transcript has 7 exons.
AUGCGAAUCCCUAUUGCCGUGCAGCUGGCGCUGCUGGUUCUGUUGACUGCUCUAUCGGGAAUUGCCGUCCUUGCCAUUGCAACAUGGACUACCACAUACGACUUUGUGGUUGGAGUUGAAUCUCAAAGCUUGGAACUCGUGGCGACAAUAAAGGCGAGCGAAAUCGAAACGAAUCUAGAACUUCUAGAAGUCACCUGCAAAACAAUCGCGACCCGUCUUCUAGUCCAGUCCGCUCUCCGACGUUACUAUGAGGGUAAUACAUCCACCAGCAAUUGGGUCAACGCCAUAGCGGAUAUGCAGUCGGCUCUGGGAAGUCGGGGAUAUCUGAGUCUUUACCAAGCCACUCUGUACUCGAGCCAUAGUAAUGGUAGUGAAUGGGAUGGCCGACUGCUCAACGUCACAAGUGACAGCGUCCCGGAGAUCAAAUUACCAUAUACAUAUAGUAAUGGAAGCUCGGUGAUGCUGGGGGAUAGUGACUUGGGGUACCCAACGAGCCUCUACCCCAACCUAACAUACACCAACUCAUCCGAUGGGAACGGAACAGUUAUCAGUGCUUUCCCCGACUAUACCCUGGGCUUGAACACCGAGUUAUUGUUAGGCCCACUAACCGUUAAUGACUCAUUUUCCUUGGUCUCUUUGACUCUUCCCAUCGUGAACGAUACAUCCGACGCUGAUAUCCUGGGAUACAUGACGGUGGUGGCGAGUGCUGCGAGCUUGCAAAGUGUUCUGAGUUCCCGUGAAGGCAUGGGAGACACUGGGCAGGUUCUUCUCAUAGGCCCCUCAAGACCUCAAAAUACAUUCGCUUCAGAUGCCCAACCUGCGACCGCGACUUCCUCCGCCGAUGCCGACCAGCUGAGAGAUGCUUCCGUGCACUACGUGUUUCAACCUACAGCAUUACCAGGACAGACCAAUCGUCAUCUGAAUAUGACCACGAGCGACCCAUUUUUAUUGUCGAAAUACCAAAUCGCCCUCACGCUGAUGUUAGAACCAUACCAAAAUAGGAACAAGGCGAUAAGUGACUUGUCAACGAGGAAUGAGCUUGGCUACCAUGUUGCCGUGGGCGCUAUCCGUCCUGAAACUUCCCUUGUUCAGUGGAUAUUGCUAGCCGAGGAGACGCACGCGGAAGCAUUCCAUCCUGUCUAUCGCUUGCGAAGGAUCAUUCUUGCAUGUGUUUUCGGAACCGCGGGUCUGAUUCUAUUUAUUAUUCCUCUUCUGACCCAUUGGGCUGUUGCCCCAAUUCGACGCCUACGCGAAGCAGCGAAAAGGUCAGUGAUGCCAGAUCUUGCACCUGAGCCACGGAUGAGAAGGAAUGAGCAGAGUGGCCAUGGUACAGUGAUAGUGCAGACUGAGAAUGGAAUCAGCGAGAAAGCCCCGUCAUUCCUGACGAGACGCCUGCGAGCACCAACGGAACGCCUACACAGUCCAAGAGAUGUGACUAGCGAAGGACUUACAAGAUCUUCGCGUGUUCCGGAACGAGUGAAAGAGCGUAGUCACUGUGUGACUGAUGAGCUAACCGAGCUCACUAAGACCUUCAAUGAGAUGUCUGAUGAGUUGACGAUUCAAUAUCAUCGAUUGGAGGAACGUGUGGCGGAGAGAACUCGGGAACUGGAGAAAGCAAAAUUGGCAGCCGAAACUGCCAACGAGAGCAAGACCUUGUUCAUUGCUAACAUAUCCCAUGAGCUCAAAACACCUCUCAAUGGGAUUCUUGGGAUGUGUGCAGUGUGUAUGGGAGACGAAGAUCUCUCACGCAUCAAACGAUCCCUCAAGGUGGUUUAUCAAUCGGGUGACCUUUUGCUUCACCUGCUCAAUGAUCUGUUGACAUUCAGCAAAAAUCAGAUUGAUCAGGCUAUCCAGCUCGAUGAAAAGGAAUUCAGAAUCUCUGAUAUCAGAGCGCAACUGGCCAUUAUCUUCCAGAACCAAGUACACGAAAAACAGAUGGACUUCAAUAUUCACUGCUUGAAUCCAGAAAACGCUCUGUGUCUAGAUCAUGACGAUUCUGUUGGUACUAUGAUCAGGCCAACCCCUGGCAGGCUUAUGGAUAUGGUACUUCUUGGUGACCAGCACCGCAUCCUGCAAGUUUUGAUCAACCUGGUUGGUAAUAGCUUGAAGUUUACACCAGAACAUGGCAAGGUUGACGUUCGGAUUCGUUGUCUGGGAGAAGUACCCCGGUUUGAGAGUGCCACGCCGUUCAGACCAGAAUCAAAAGACAAAUUUACUCUACGGUCGCAAAGCCUCAACAGUCAAAUUUCGAAUAUAGACCCAAUCGCACUUGACGCGAAAAACCCUGGAAAAGAUAGAAAUCUUGAUGGAUCAGACUUUGUCACAUGGAUGUUCGAAUUCGAGGUUCGCGAUAACGGACCCGGUAUCCCGGUCGCUUUACAAAGACGCAUCUUCGAUCCUUUUGUACAAGGCGAUUUAGGAUUGAACCGCAAGUACGGAGGCACAGGCUUAGGCCUCAGCAUCUGCGCCCAACUAUCUCGCAUCAUGGGUGGGAGUAUCGAUUUGGAUAGUGAAGAAGGCAAGGGAUCUACUUUCACAUUGAGGAUACCCUUGAGAUUUGUGAAGGAGAUUGCUCCAAGUUCACUUAUUUCCAGUAAUGCAGGAUCACGAACACCAAGUGUGCUGUCCUUGGGGGAGUUUUCAACAGGUGCUCGGCCUUCUUCAACACAAGGCUCGGUGAAAGGGGAACCCAUCGCUCCCAGCUUUGAGAAAUCGGAUCUCCAGCCACGACUUGUUGGACUCAGCCAACCAUUUUUUACACCAACUGUCCCUUCAUCACCCCAGUCGUCUUCAAAUGGCACAUCGCCUACUAAACUGCACGCUAAAAAUGAGAGUUCGAGGAAGAUUCGCGUUCUCGUCGCUGAGGAUAAUACUGUAAACCAGGAAGUGGUUCGCCGAAUGCUUGCACUUGAAGACGUAUAUGACGUGACAAUGGUCAAGGAUGGACAGGAGGCCUAUGACACAGUGAAACUGAACAUGGAAAGAGGCAGUCUCUUCGACCUGAUCUUCAUGGAUAUUCAGAUGCCCAACUUGGACGGUCUCCAAAGUACACGUUUGAUCCGAGAGAUGGGAUAUUCUGCUCCAAUCGUGGCACUUAGUGCCUUCGCAGAAGAGAGCAAUGUGAAGGACUGCAUGGACUCGGGAAUGGACAUGUUCAUUAGUAAACCAAUUCGACGGCCAGCCUUGAAGCAAGUCUUAAAUAGGUUUGCGACGAUUAUAGAGGAAUCUGAGCCCGGGCCUGGAGGAUAA